Molecule: messenger RNA, 3497 nt
Organism: Lates calcarifer (barramundi perch)
Lineage: Eukaryota; Metazoa; Chordata; Actinopteri; Centropomidae
Gene: ikbke
Product: inhibitor of nuclear factor kappa B kinase subunit epsilon
Exons: 22
Coding region: 313-2478 (721 amino acids)
Biological process (GO): peptidyl-serine phosphorylation
Cellular component (GO): cytoplasm
Molecular function (GO): ATP binding; protein serine/threonine kinase activity
Source: RefSeq, a predicted model, not a curated record
UUGUAUUUCCGCAGAGUCCGCCCCUUGUGAUGCAAACACACUUCCUAAAUCAGACAAGUAAUGCAGCCAACCGCUACCUCUGAAGAAACCCACGGUCUGUUUGGAUCCACGUUAGAAAGAAACUUAAGAAACGGGUCGCUACCUUAAACAGCAUUUCCUCCCCGUACCUCACCUGUCGAGACAGCGGCCAUUCCGCAGAUAACACGGGAUAAACAGCAGUGCUACGACACCCUGCAUAACUGACAGUUAACGUUAGAUGGUUUAACGUUACUGAUUUAGCUAACGCACGUCUAACCACUGAACCGGUCCAGUAUGUCAGGGAUGACAGCCAGUACAACAAACUACCUGUGGUCUUUACAAGAUGUCCUCGGCCAAGGGGCCACUGCCAGCGUAUACAAAGCGCGCAACAAGAGGUCGGGUGAACUGGUUGCUGUUAAGGUGUUCAAUAUGAUGAGCUACAACCGCCCUCAUGAGGUCCAGAUGAGGGAGUUUGAGAUGCUGAGGAAGCUCAACCACAGCAAUAUUGUCAGGCUGUACACUGUGGAGGAGCUGCCCUCCAAACAGAAAGUGCUGGUGAUGGAGUACUGUUCAGGAGGAAGUCUGCUCAGCCUGCUGGAGGAGCCAGAAAACGCCUUUGGCCUGCCUGAAACAGAAUUCCUCACCGUAUUGCAGUGUGUAGUGCAGGGGAUGAACCACCUGCGUGAAAACGGAGUGGUACACCGGGACAUUAAGCCAGGCAACAUCAUGCGACAGGUCGGGGAGGACGGCAAGUCAGUUUAUAAGCUGACAGACUUUGGAGCAGCAAGAGAGCUAGAUGAUGAUGAGAAGUUUGUGUCCAUAUAUGGAACUGAAGAGUAUCUGCAUCCAGACAUGUAUGAACGUGCUGUGCUGCGUAAGGCUCAUCAGAAAUCCUACGGGGUGAAUGUUGACUUGUGGAGUAUUGGUGUGACAUUUUACCAUGCUGCCACAGGGAGUCUUCCCUUCACGCCAUAUGAAGGACCCCGCAGGAACAAACCCAUCAUGUUCAAAAUAACCACAGAGAAACCUAUGGGUGCAAUAGCUGGAAUACAGAGGGUAGAGGGCGGACCCAUAGAGUGGAGCUACCACCUACCUCACAGCUGCCAAUUGUCACAGGGUCUGAGGGUGCAGCUAGUUCCAGUGUUAGCAGGCAUACUGGAGGCUGACCAGGAGAGAUGCUGGGGUUUUGACCAGUUCUUCACAGCCACCACAGAUAUAUUGCAGCGGCAGCCAGUUCAGCUCUUCUCUCUGCAGCAGGCAACGGCGCUCUGUAUCUACAUACACCACUACAACACGGUGUCAGUCUUCUUUGAGGAGGUGGCGUCUCAGACUGGUAUAGGGGUUCAGCACCAGCAUCUGCUGUACCUUGGGCAUGAGCUCCCCCUGGAGGGCAACAUGAAGGUGGUCAACCUCCCACGUACUUCACCUUCCCGGCCCCUCAUUCUGCUCAGCUACGGGCCUGAAGCAAACACCAACCUGCCCUUCAGGGAACCAGAGACUCCUGUCAUCCCAUCCAGGUUUGAUGUCGUGGCAGACUACAAUUUCUCCAAGGUAAUAGUAGGAGUAGUCCAUCAGUAUCUGAGGAUAGUACAGUUGCUGCACACACAGAGAGAGCUGCUGCUGCAAGGAUACUACAGCUACAUGAUGCGGUUGCGCAAGGAGUGUGGAGAAGCCAUUCACAGUAUUGCAAUGAUCACCAUCAGACUGCAGUCUUGCCUCAACUUAGAACACAGAACCCACACACUCGGUUAUAACUCUUCAGAAAACCAAGGCUCAGCUGAUAAUAGUCCGAAGCUACAGCUGGUCCAUGAACACCUGCCUAUUUAUGCAGCAGGCAUCCAAGAGUUUCAGAACCAACUGGACCACCUGCAGAUAGAACAGGCCAAGCUGGCAGAGACCCUGGCCAAUGACAAGAGCUGUCAGAAGAUGGAGAUGCUGCUGCAGAAGAUAACAGCAAUUCAUCAGCAGUAUCGCAAAGACAGACUUACUGGCAAGUUGGCUUAUAAUGAUGAACAAAUCCACAAAUUCGAGAAAAUCCACCUGUCGUCCCACAUUAAGAGAGUGAAAUCUCUCUUUAGAGAGGACUGCGUGCAGAAAUACAAAGAGCUCUUGGCCUCAAGCAGGACAUGGAGCAGUGUUUUACUGGAGAUGCAGACUCGGCUGCAGGACUUCAGCUCUUUCUCGACAGGCUUGUUGGCAGACCUAGAGAUGGCUGAGCAGCGCCAGAAUAAGGCUCUGGACAGAAUCCUUCUCACUCUGCAGUCCAAAAGAGCAGGACAGCAGCCUGGACUCACACCCAGAGACAAAGACCAGAUGGUGUCCAGGAUGCACCAUUUGAAGGGGGAAAUGGAGAUUUUGGUGAGGGAACUACAGUGCAACAACACCAUUAUAGAGAGUUUGGGAACAGUGAACCCUGCAGCAGCUCUGGAGCCGAGCUUGGCCAGACCUUCUACACUGUGACAGAAAUGUAGCAUCUUUGCCUUUUAAACUCGUGAAUUCACAUACAACCUCUCUCAGACAAACACCUCAUUUUAACUGUCUUUAAUGAACAAUUAUGGACAGUGUCAGGAUCUUCUUUCAAGGACCAACUGAAGUUGUUUUAUGAAGAGGAAGCAACUGAGGACAAUCAAUAAAAUGUAAUCUCAAUUUAAAGAUAAGAUGCACAGAGGAGGAAGUAAUGCUACUGAUGGAUGUUUAGUCUUUGUUUUUGUGUGAAUGUGCAUGCGUGUGUGUGUGUGUGGUUGGCAACUGACUACAGCAGUUCAAUACAAACCUCAUUAAUGCCUUUAGUGUUAUUGUAUUUCUAAUAGGCUACCACAGUGAUGGACUGCCAGGACAGACAAAUGAAUGCCGAGUCAACUACUAGUGUUUCUCUGAGGCCAUGUCUUUUCUUUGUCCAGAAGAAGAAGCACAGUGCAAUCUGGGGGACCUUUAACCAAAAAUGUACUCAGACUGACUGCAUGUCUUUGUGUAUGUAUGUGUGUCUGUGUCAGUGUGUAUGUUUGCUGUAGGAAGGGCAUGAGUCAUCUGUUGUCUUUUUAACGCUUGAUCAGUCAAACGGUUCCAUGUGACUUUCCUUCUAUGUUUUAAUUCAGUGGAUGAGUAGUGGUUGAUUGCAUCAGUGACUGUUCUCUUUAAGCACAGUACAGUACUGUAGCGUUUCUGCUCCUGUUGAUGUUAAACUGUAAUGAUAAGUUAUUUCUCUGUGUUUAUCAUAGGUUUCAGUGUAAAAGAGAAGAAAUGGGAUCAGGGAAACUCUGCAUUCACCACAGUAUCUCCUUUUUAACAGAAGUAAAUAAUGUUAACAGUCCAGUGACAGUACAGAAAUUUUACAGUUUGAAAUGACAUUAGCCUGUGUGUUAACAAGGUGGGGAAAUCCCAUGGCUUGGUAUUUGUGAAGGGGUCACAGGCCAUGGCUAAACUCAGAGAAAAUUGUGAAAUAUACUUCAGCUUGUGUUCACAUAAAAUAUUUUGCCAGA